CGCGAGAAGCAGAUAUUAUAAAUACGGACGCUGUCUGUUCACUGUCAAAUCAAACCUGAUAUAGAGUGAGUUACUAUACUGCUGGGAACAUCAUUUACCAAAGUUACCCAACAGAUUUGACAUGGAGUCAGUUGAAGUUGUCAAUAAUCAGAAUGUGGUUGAGAGGGUGGCCAGCCUCCCCUUGGUGAGCUCCACCUAUGACAUGGUGUCCAGUGCCUACUGCACCACCAAGGAUAACCACCCCUACCUCAAGUCCAUGUGCGAGGUGGCCGAGCUGGGGGUGCGAACCAUCACCACUGUGGCCCUCACUGGUGCAGCGCCCAUCAUCGGCAAGCUGGAGCCACAAAUUGCCAUGGCCAAUGACCUGGCCUGUAAAGGUUUGGAUAAGAUUGAGAAGACCUUGCCAAUCCUGCACCAGCCUUCUGAUCAGAUUGUUGCCAACACCAAGGAUGCAGUGACCGGUGCCAAAGAUGUGAUGUCUGUCACCGUCACGGGGGCCAAGGACAGUGUGUCCCACACCUUGACUAGCGCUGUGGACCGGACCAGGGGCGCUGUGCAGGACAGCGUGCAGAUGACCCGGGCUGCGGUCAGUGGUAGCGUAAACACGGUGAUGGAGAGCCGCAUGGCCCAGAUGGUCAGUAGCGGAAUGGAGACGGCCCUCACCACCUCUGAGCGCUUGGUGGACCAGUACCUGCCUCGCACUGAGGACGAGCUGGAAAUGGAAGCUAAAACGGUGAAAGGGUUCGACGUGGCCAAGGAUGCACCUAACUACUAUGUUCGUCUGGGCUCUCUGUCUACCAAGCUGCGUAAGAGAGCGUACCACAAGGCCCUGGCCCAGAUCAAAGACACCAAGCAGCGCAGCCAGGAGUCCAUCUCACAGCUCAACCACACUGUGGACCUGAUUGAUUACGCUAGAAAGAAUAUUGACGGAGCUAACCAGAAGGUGAAAGGCAAACUGAGCUCCCUGGUCGAGUGGAAGUCUAAUGAAGAAGAUGGAAAUGAGGCAGAGAACAUAGAAUCUAGGACCCUGGCGAUGGCGCGCUCCCUCACUCAGCAGCUGCAGACAACGUGCCUGGCGCUAGUCUCUGGUCUGCAGGGCCUUCCACAAAACAUCCAGGAGGAGGCGCUGUCCCUUAGCCACUCUGCCUCGCAAAUCUACUCCAGCUUCAGCAAGGCGUCGGCGUUCGGUGACCUGUCGGAUGGCGUUCUAGCCAGCAGCAAGGCCCAGCUGAACAAGAUGAAGGAGUCGCUGGAUGACGUCAUGGACUACCUGGUGAACAACACACCCCUCAACUGGCUGGUACCAGACUUCACCUUCUCAGACUUGGCCUCGGAACCUGACCUCUCCUCAGUUGAGGACGAUGGCAUGUCAGAUGAGUCCAACAGCAACGAACCUAUAUCAGCUCCCCUUGCUCACCAAUAAUCUGCAUUGUCAGCUAAAUCAAAUGUCCACAGGUCAUCUGUCUGUAAUGCUUAGUUAUAUUUGAAAAUAGAUUUUAAUAUUUUUGAAAUACCAUUGGUAGACAAUCAUAGAAGUUGAUUUGGCCAGUGUAUUUGAAAAUACACUAUGUAUUUAAAUAUGUAUUAAAUACGCAUGGAUUUGAACAAAGGUCUGUUCUGUUGUGGAUUGAAAAAAUAUUUAUUCGCUGUGAAAGUGACUGCCUCUUCCGUUUUACUUCCAUGUCCAAUACAGUUUUGAAUGGGAUUCAAGAUAUCAUAGAAUUCAUGAACGCAGUCAUUUAAGAUACCGUUUUUGUGGAUUAUCUACUGAUGCCUUAGCGACAGCAUUUUUUAUUUUUGUACUUCUUGCACUGAACCGUUUAAAAACUACAAGGCACAGAAGGCGGCCACUUUACCAGCGUAUUUUCAUGGCAGGUGUGUGAGCCUUUAAAUAAACAUUGCAGAUAUAAA
Molecule: messenger RNA, 1911 nt
Organism: Oncorhynchus keta (chum salmon)
Lineage: Eukaryota; Metazoa; Chordata; Actinopteri; Salmoniformes; Salmonidae
Product: perilipin-2-like
Exons: 9
Coding region: 122-1423 (433 amino acids)
Biological process (GO): positive regulation of triglyceride storage; lipid storage
Cellular component (GO): lipid droplet; cytosol
Source: RefSeq, a predicted model, not a curated record